Anopheles marshallii is the source of this 1623-nucleotide messenger RNA. Its product is annotated as proton-coupled zinc antiporter SLC30A2-like. Gene Ontology annotation, biological process: zinc ion transmembrane transport; response to zinc ion. The coding region runs from base 1 to 1623 and encodes 540 amino acids. The transcript is spliced from 6 exons. Gene Ontology annotation, cellular component: plasma membrane. The record is from RefSeq and is a predicted model, not a curated record. Lineage: Eukaryota; Metazoa; Arthropoda; Insecta; Diptera; Culicidae. Gene Ontology annotation, molecular function: zinc ion transmembrane transporter activity.
AUGACCACCUACAUUGAAGUGAACAUACACUCGGAACCGGAAGAUGAUGAUCACGAUAUGACGGAUCUCGAGCUGCAGCAGUAUACCAGCCGGCAGCAUCUGCUACAAAGCAUCACAAGCCUUUCCAAUCCUGCCUGCCUUUUCACAACUGCAUCGUCCAAAUCGUCCACCGAAACAUAUGGCAAGGCGGAGAAACGGAAGCUCAUGUGGGCCACAUUGUUUACGGUAGUGUUUAUGACGGCAGAAUUUGUCGGAGGUUAUCUGUCCGGUAGCUUAGCGAUCAUGACGGAUGCUGCUCACCUGCUUUCGGAUUGUAUUAGCUUCGUGAUAGCGAUCAUCUCGAUCUGGAUGUCCAACCGACCGGCGGAUGCGCGGAUGUCUUUUGGCUACCGGCGAGUGGAGGUCCUCGGAGCAUUACUAUCAAUCUUUGGUAUCUGGGCAUUGACGGCCGUGCUAGUGGUAAUGUCCGCCAAUCGAUUGAUCGAAGGUAACUACGAGAUUGAUGCUGAUACGAUGAUCAUUGUGGCAAUACUGGGCGUUGUAAUGAAUAUAGCAACGGCCUUUAUUCUUCACGGAUCAUGCAGCGUUGUUGCUCACGGCCACAGCCAUGGGCAUGGGCAUAGUCACGGGCACGGACAUUCGCAUGGCCACUCACACGGGCACAGUCACAUUUCCCGGGCGCGUUCAAAAACUCCUCAGCUCACAAUGGCCCGACUAUCACUGUCGCGUUCCUGUUCACCGCUGCCCCGAAUGCUUCGCACCCAGUCCUGCGAUGAGAAAAAGUGUGAAAAGCUGGAGCAACUCAUCAUUCCCAACUAUCCGCCCAGCCCACAGACGGGCAGUCCACUUUCAUCGCAUCACAACAGUCGGCACAAUUCGUUCGCAUUAACCAGUGAUCAAAGUCAGCGCCCUAAUCUGGACACAAUACUCAACAAUGCGCGGCUCAAGCUGCACAAGGAAAGCCUACGCCAUCGGAUGAGCAUUGAUGCGGGGUUAAAUUCGCCAGAUCUAAUAAGCUCGAGCAAGCUGGCAUACUCUCGCAUUAGCACCGAUCCGGAAUCGUCCACCCGAGCGCAUAGUGAAGAUGAGACACACAGUGAACGAGCGGAUCAUUCUUCCUCGGAGAACCAUUCUCAUUCUAAUGAGCACCAGUGCACGGAAGCGGAUCAGGAUGAUAGCAGUAAUCUUAAUGUCCGUGCCGCCAUUAUUCAUGUGAUCGGUGACUUUAUACAAAGCAUCGGUGUGUUGGUAGCUGCAAUAGUUAUCAAAUUUGCGCCCCAUUUGAAGCUGUUCGAUCCGAUCUGUACGUUCGUGUUUUCCUUGAUCGUGCUGGUAACGACGGUACGGAUCUUCCGCGAUUCGAUGCGCAUUCUUGUGGACGCUGUACCGGUCGACAUCUCGCUGGAACGACUCUCCUCCGAGCUGUCGUACAUUGAAGGUGUUAAAACGGUGCACGAUCUGCGAGUGUGGAGCGUUUCAACUAGCUGGAACGUGAUGACUGUGCAUCUCAUGAUCGAUCCGUUAGCGAACGCUUCGGAAAUUCUUGCCUCAGCAGACCACAUCGCACGGAACGACUUCCGCAUCAAGCACAGUACGGUACAGAUCGAGAAGAUGCACUUCUGA